AUGGUUAGCUCCCAGAGAGCUGCGACAGCGGUCGCUUACGGCCGUGGUACCCCAUCUUUUACCGUGCCAAAGGACUACAGGAUUGUACUGCCCACUGUUUCAUCAGGUGAUGCUAUGAAGCGUGCAGUCGUAUUGCACUGCGAUAUUUCAGGAAGGCCGUAUCGCAUCGAAGAUUUUCGAAAGCCCUUGCAAGACGCCGGUGUCAUCAAAGAUGUGGCGGUUAUCGGUGCCUACCAGAUGUCACACGUCUGGCUUGUCAACCUGCGGACAAAUGAGGCCAAAAAGAAGCUUGUGGAAGCAGGUCGCUUGGUAGUCAAGGACCGGCUGUGCAUCGUCAUUGACCCUAACAGGCAAGAGGUGCGUCUAAAGGUGCACUGGGUGGCUUUAGAUGUUUCUAACGAAAGCAUUCGAAGGACAUUUAGCGAGUAUGGUGUAGUAAAGGAGGUGACAAACGACAGGUGGAAAGUGGAAGGAUUUGAAUGUGCUGACUCCCUGACGAAGUUUGUGAGACUAAUUUUGAAGGAAGGUGUUGCACUUGACGAUAUACCGCAUCAGAUUCGUCUAGGCAGCGGUACAGCGCUCAUUGUUGCGCCAGGGCGAGCACCGUUAUGCCUUCGCUGCAAACAUACGGGCCAUAUACGGCGGGACUGCAGAGUUCCAAAAUGCAACGAAUGUCAUGCAUUUGGCCACACACAGGAGGCUUGCACGCGGAGCUACGCCAGAGCGGUAGGACGGCCUGCUGUUUCAGACCAGAGCGAGCUCAUCAUGGACGAGGAAGAGGCAGAACAGGCUGCGGCACCUGCAGCAAUUUUUAUGAACGGAAAAGACCAGGGAGCGGCCAAGGACGAUAGCGUCUCCGGGUGCCCACCGUCGGCGAUGGACAACGCGGGCGUCGGUAAGCGUCAAGAGCCGGUGGAAGCGAACGCGGACGGCGUCGACGUGGGAAACCUGGCGGAGGAAUCUGCCAGAGAACAGCGGGACGCAUGCAGCGUCUCUCAAGUUCCAGAGGCAGCGGUCAAAGAACCGGCGGUCAUCGCAACUGCAGCGGAGGAGAUGGACGCCGAGGCAGCACCAGCAAAACGUCGCCAUGAGGAUGUGGUUGCCGCGUCGCAGGAUCAGCGCACAUCUUACAUUCCGCUACAUUUCUUUUGUCUUGCAGACGAGAGCGGCCCGAACGCGCCAAUUCGCUUGAGCGUCCUGGAAGGGGAACCGACGUCACUUCCGUGUCCCAUCGACACGGCGACCCGCGAACCAAUCACGGCCGUCUGGUUCCACGUCGCCACCCACGCCCACCAAGAAUAUGGCGGCUCCCCUUACUACACCAGCGGUCACCUACAGGCAAAAAGGGUAUACGCGAUCGAAGCACCAGAUUGGUCGUCCCCAACGGCGGCGGCGGGGGGAACUACAGGCCUGGUGGACGGAACGCACUGGAAGCAGCCAUCUUGGUCGGGAAGGGCGUUCUUCUCAUUACUAAGCGACCCACCCGCUUUGCGGCUGAACCACUUGGAGCGCCCCGAGAGCGGAAGCUACGUGUGCAACGUCACUUACCGCGACAACGCCACCUCCGCCGCCACAGUGGUGACGGAGUCUCGCGUGGACCUCUUCGUAGCAGCGCAGGCAUGCCCUCCAACCAUCAAGGACAUCAGGGGCGCCACAGUAAAGGACACGGCAGGCCCUUACGCUGAGGGCGACACAGUGCGGCUGACCUGCGAAAUAGAAAGGUGCGACCAUGACGUGGCGCUCACGUGGUUCCACAACGGCACGCAACUGAGGUCGGCGCGCGGAACAGUGGCGACCUCCGACGGCGGCUGGAAGAACCUCGUCACUCUCGGUCCAUUAACUCGUCGUGAUCUGCACUCUAACGUAACCUGUCUGACGAUAAGCAACGUCUCGCUGCCGGGAGUCGCUACAGUGCUCCUCGACUUAUACCUGGCUCCAACGGCUGUAACCAUCUGGAGCUGGCCUGCUCAACAGACUGACACGCCUCCAGGCUCGGUGGAAUCGUCCAGUGCAGCUACUCAACAUUCGCUACGAAACAGGUCCGCCACCAUUGCUACGACGCUUGGCCCGGUUCUUGCUCUGUCCGACCGCGAAAUUGCGGUUGCGACAUCAUUUAGUUCGCCCUCUGGAUUCUCGAAUACCAAGAGCUUCGAGUGCGAAGCCACCGGAAGCCGACCGGCGGCAAACGUCACGUGGUUCCUGGACGGUGUCACGGUAGACCCGGCUUUCAGUCGCAGCGUGUCCGCGGGCAACGUGACCACCAGCAUGCUCCUGCUUCCGGCGUCGGCGCAGUCGGGACGGCUCUUGGAGUGCCGAGCAAUCAACGGAAACCUACCCGAGAGCAGAGGAGUGCUGAGCCGCUUCCUCAAGGUGGACAUGUCGCACAAAACGGAGGUUGGCAUCCGCCUCGGCUUGGGCCUCAACUCCAGCCACAUCGUAGAAGGUGCGGACGUCUACAUGGAGUGCUCGGUGCUUGCUGCUUCCAAAGUCAUCGAGGUCAUCUGGCGUCACGAGGGAACGCAAAUGAAGGGACUCGCUGGCGAUGAUGGUCCGUCCGAUGCUUUGGUCACGGCUCGCUACCUGGUCAUCCGAGGGGUGACCGCCGACCAGUCCGGGCGUUACACCUGCACGGCCAACACCGCUGACGGCGAGAGCGUGGAGAGCGUUCCGCUAGAACUUCGAGUCAGACACGCGCCACGUUGCGGCGUUCGUCGAGACAAGGUCCUGGCGGUGAGGCCGAACGAGCAACUGAACGUGACCUGCGACGUGAGUGCGGAUCCCGGCGAAGGCUUGCACUUCUUUUGGAUAGUCGAGGAUGACACCGGCAAGAGACGUCACGUGACCCAAACAGAGGGCACCACCACCGGAACCCGAGACUCCCAGUCAGGAGAACGACUUCCAGAACUCCGGAGAUCGAACCAGCUCGAAGUUUUGGUCGAUGCGCACUUAUUUCAUGCAACGCUGCUCUGCUGGGCGAGAAACGCCGUGGGCACGCAGCGCGAGCCUUGUAGAGACCGGUUUCAGAUAAGACGUGAGCGAGCAUCCAGCCUAGACUGCGUUGUCGGGAACUACACGGACACUUCUUUCUCGAUCACGUGUUCUUCGCGUCGACAUGGUCGCGCCUGGAGGGGUGAGGACAGCGGAGCGAAAGCGUCCAACACCCGACUACGCUUAGACCUGUUCGACGCGACGGCGGGAAACCGGUCGGUGCGAGGAUUCUGGGUCACCGCCACCGUGACCGGCAGGGACCCGCUCUCCCUGACCGGUCUCAGACCGGCUACGGACUACCUGGUGCUGGCGAGGCUGGAGACGGAAGCGAACGCGUUCGCCGCUUACGUCAGGACCCUGGCGCCGGCACAGACCCUCAGGGAACGCGGAGAGCUAGCAUCGUCAGAGAACACCGCCACGCUUCCACCCAAGGACGCCACGACCCUCAUCAUCGUCUGCGUUGCUGCGGCGGCAGCGUUAUGCGUAGCGGCUGCCACCGGAAUGGCGCUGUGGUUCAAGUACCAUCGGAGGAGAUCGCGGCUUCUCCACGCCGCCGCCGCUCUCAAGCAUGCCGAACACAAGGGGCAGACGUGGCUGGCGAUCGAAGGACCAGGGCGCGGGAACAGAGACCUGUCGGGUUCCGGACUCGAGGUAGCAGCAGGUUCCCACCUGGGGCCAAACCAGCCGUCCAAGCACCUCUGGCCAAACCAGCCAUCCAAACACCUGUGGCCAAAGCAGCCGUCCUCGUACCUGGGGCCGAACCGGGACCACCUCGGGCCUGGCGCGGUUGAGAUGUCGCCAGGACGUUCCCGCCAGGUGGAACCGGGCCCGCGGUGGGACGAGAUCGAAAAAGAAGGGGAAGAAUAUAGGCAGACGUGGCUGGCGAUCGAAGGACCAGGGCGCGGCAACAGAGACCUGUCGGGUUCCGGACUCGAGGUAGCAGCAGGUUCCCACCUGGGGCCAAACCAGCCGUCCAAGCACCUGUGGCCAAACCAGCCGUCCAAACACCUGUGGCCAAACCAGCCAUCCUCGUACCUGGGGCCGAACCGGGACCACCUCGGGCCUGGCGUGGUUGAAACGUUGCCAGGACGUUCCCACCAGGCGAGCCACGCGUCUACCAAUGAGAGCCUCGGCCAGCAUUCGUGA
Molecule: messenger RNA, 4134 nt
Organism: Rhipicephalus sanguineus (brown dog tick)
Lineage: Eukaryota; Metazoa; Arthropoda; Arachnida; Ixodida; Ixodidae
Exons: 11
Coding region: 1-4134 (1377 amino acids)
Molecular function (GO): zinc ion binding; nucleic acid binding
Source: RefSeq, a predicted model, not a curated record